This is a messenger RNA of Cinara cedri, 849 nucleotides long. Lineage: Eukaryota; Metazoa; Arthropoda; Insecta; Hemiptera; Aphididae. The record is from the annotation of a GenBank genome assembly.
AUGGUUCUUGAUACAAAAAUAUGCAUAAAAAACCUGGUACCGCGGGAUACGUCUUAUUACGGCCAAUAUCAGAACUUGACAGAUCCGAUGGCGGCUUCAGUCCGGCAUAACUAUGACAUGCUAUGCCUAAUAUUACACGAGGCCGCCGGCAGUAAAAUGGAAGUACACCAGGACCAAACCGAUUUCACCGUUCACGCCAUCCAUCAGGUAACGAAGACGUCGGACGACGGCAAAAGACCCGAAUUAAUCGAUUCGCGCGGUCCGUCCGCGGCCAAUGAGAACAGGGUGCCGGCGAUGUUGGCACGUGAGGACGAAGAAAUGCCAGCUACGCAGGUGGUCUCGAACAUUCCGAUCGUGGUUCCUGCUGCAGGAGAAAAACCCGGGCGGACAGAAAAAGCGGCGGCCGUGGACGUUACAGAAGACAAACCCGGGCGUAAUGAAAAAUCAGCAAGUUGCCCGGACCUCAAGAGCAUUGUGAAGCUGUCGAGGCUAUGCAACGUUUUGAACGCGAACGUAAUGGAAUUAAAAUCGUUUUACGAGAACGAAGGGUAUUCGUAUUCUAAGGUGGAACAUGCUGUUAUGAAUUUGGGACUCCAGUCGCUAUUAAACGACAUGCCAAACUUGCUGAGUGCUUUGAACGAAAUCGAUGGACACCGCGAGAAAAUUCAGGAAAUGCUUGAAAUGUACAGUUCUUACGAGUCCCGGUACAGGGAGCUGAGAAAGAUUUGUUCGAGAACGAAAUCACGGGAAAAAACCACCCGUACGAUACGUAACGACGACAAACACGGUCUGUGCACAGCCACCAAGGAAUAUGCGCGCGGUUUAUUCAACGAGUGUUGUAUACUGUGA